Messenger RNA from Lethenteron reissneri (Far Eastern brook lamprey), 12086 nucleotides. RefSeq names its product microtubule-associated protein 2-like. The record is from RefSeq and is a predicted model, not a curated record. Gene Ontology annotation, molecular function: microtubule binding. Gene Ontology annotation, biological process: microtubule cytoskeleton organization; neuron projection development. NCBI's taxonomy places the organism in Eukaryota, Metazoa, Chordata, Hyperoartia, Petromyzontiformes, Petromyzontidae. Gene Ontology annotation, cellular component: neuron projection.
CUUUGAGUUGUGUGCCUUUUGGCGUCAUCUGGUCCAACCCAUGUGAGACUAGGCUCUAAGGAAAGCUGUCUCAGGUGUGGACCAAUCAACUUCAAGGACAGUGCACAUUAUCAGAGUUAUGUUUUUUGUUUGUAUUAUGACUGCAGGUAUUGCGGUCUAUGCAAACAUGACUCCUUGUAAAAAGGUGUCAGUUUUGUUGCCAGAUAGAAGGGUAAAACAGCAAUUAUCAUGGUACAGUCAUGCGAAGCUUCUCGAACUCCAUGGUCAAACACAGUUGUGAAUAAGUGUUGAAGCUAAAGAACGUCCCUUAUGUACCUGCAAGUGCACAAACAGCUCUUACUCCCAGCCAAGUGACUUUACCAAUCCAAAAGCCCUGGUCUGUGAACAUUCUUCUAGGCCUUCAUCAGGUCUUUGACGAUGUGCCGUGGUGAAUGUAACCAGACGCGAACUGCGUUGACUUCCACAUGAGUUAGAGGACAAAAAACAAUCCAGCUCCCAUGUACUUCACAAGUUACGUAUUGAUUGUGUAACUUGAUGUCACUUUAUAAAAAUGUUAAACUACAUUGCUGCGCCCAUUUAUCCCGACCCCAUACUAUGAGGUAGACUUUAAAUUUUGACUUAAAACUUUCGUGAUUGCAGUGACUUUACCGAAAGAACCAAAGAAUAGGUAGACUUUACUUUGUGGAGUUGCCUCGAUUCAUAAUUCGUGUGUCGCGGUGUCCUUACAUGCCCAAGUGAAUUCACAUCUUGUGUGUUUCCUCUCAGCCCCUUCAGAUUAUCAUUUCAGUGCCGCUUCAAAGGUCUGUGUAUGCUCCUCGGGUUUUUGCACUCAUGGAAUUGGGGACGUGCACUCAUUUCGUCCACACGUUAGGGAGUACCGGUUUCCAAUGAGGGUCCUGCAGGUGACGCUUGGUCAUUUGGGUUUGCAUACGAGGUCUGAAGAUUAUGACUCUUUGCUGCUCAUGUGAAUGCCACCAGCCCCCAUGGACUUUCUAAAGUGGCGAAUGAGAGCCGCUUAUAUAGAGCCAUGGUGGUUACAUCGCCGUUACUGCGAUUUGUGUGGAUCGUGAUGUAAAUGUCCAGCGAUUUGCCAAUUUGAUGUUCUCUUACAAAUUACCAUCCUCGAUUCAAUGACCGUGGCUAAGAUCAGUGGCGAGCGAUAUCUAAACCGAUCCAGGGCGCUUACCACCCCCUUCACCAACGCGCACUGCUGGCCGGCUUGAUGGACACUGUUUUAAUGGGCAAAUGCGCACCACCAUUACAAAUGACAGGAGGAUGUCCUUUUCGUGUGGCGCUGCAUGCAAUGGCUUCGUCCCACCCCAUCUCCAUAAUUCUGUGCGACAGUGUUUCUGCUCACCAAAGCAAAAAGUCACCACACUCGUGGAUUUGAACGUACUCAAUGUCCGUUCUAGAAAUACAGUGUGAAUGACUUAACGAUACACAGCCACAGCAGCAAUAUAAGUUUCCCGCAUAACCUCAUCCCAUCCACCGCAUUCAUUUUUUUAUAUAAUUUUUUACAAACUCUAUUCGGGAGGUAGGGGGAGUAGUGCAUUGGUUGAGCGAAUUGCGCUGUAAACCCGGCGAGCUAAAUUCGAUCCCCCGGCCGUGGCCAACACCAUCGUGCGAGUGACGUUUGAACCGGUCCCUCAAUAACCCGCCCCCUUCAGCGACCCUCACUGACCAGCGCGUUGAAGUAGGGUUAAAUAAUUCCCAUGACCGGUGUGGUUGACAAAGGGCCCGACAAUCCUUGUUUAACAAUUAUGAGAAAACUGCAAUAAAGCAGUUCACAUUUAACUACAUUUGCACAAAAAACUCAUAUGUAGAAUGUUGAAAACACUUCCAGGGCAUCUGCAGAGACAUAUUGGAAACCGCUGCCCCCUGGCAUUCACCCACGGCUUUGCCUGAGCUUGCAGCCUGCCGCGUCUUAUGCAACGGGGUUGUGCGCUCACUCUCUGACGAUUGAGCGGGGGGAACGGGUGUGUGCUGUGGGCAACCACUCUUGCAGUUGUGCUGCUCGUGGAUUCACGAGCCUUUGACGCACAGCACGCGCUGUUCUUUUUUUCUAUCUCGAAUGAGAUACUUGCUGCAAACAUCCGCUGUGUGCGCUGUGCACUAUUUUAAAUCACAAAAUUCCACUGUGCAACGGUGGUGCCCAUGCCCAGUAAACUCGGAACGCUGGCCCAACGUUGGGCCAACGUUGGACCUACAUUGGACUAACAUAGGCCCAAUGUUGGGCCUAGGUUGGUUCAACGUUGGGCCUACAUUGGACUAUCAUAGGCCCAACGUUGGGCCUAGGUUGGUUCAACGUUGGUCCAACGUUGGGCCUACAUUGGACUAAUAUAGGCCCAACGUUGGGCCUAGGUUGGUUCAACGUUGGUCCAACGGUGGGCCUACAUUGGACUAACGUAGGCCCAAUAUUGGACCAACGUUGGUCCAACCAAACGUUCCAACGUUGCCCCAACGUUGGCACGUGUCCUGGAUGACCCUUAUAAGCAAAUCAAAAGCACUGCGAGCAUUUGUAAGUACAUUGUUGAAGGCACAAACAAACGUUGGAAAUAAUCUAGAUUUCAUUGUCAAAUUUAGCAAGAAUUACAUUACAGAGAAAACCUGCAAAGUUACCAUUGUAUUUGCAGAUACUUUAUUGGUUAAUUGUUUUGAAAUGUAUCAAAUAACUUGUAAGAGUAGAGUAAACCGGCCACUUUUGGCCUAACGUUGCAAGUUCACUGAGACCUCGGUGCACACACCUCUGCAUUGUGCUCUCCCGUCGACCCGUCUGCUGUGCCGUAGACAGUAUUCGAAUGCAUCGCACGACUCUCGCAAUACUUGAAAUUCCUACGGAUCUACAGAAGCGCUGCACAUUUUAACAAACGUUUGUGUGCUACAUAUUGGGCAGCUUUACAAUGAAAACAAAUUCAUAGAUGGCAAUAAGUAUUUACAGCUGCUGUUGUACAGUAAACGCGAUGUGCAUGUGAAAUGUAUGCUUCGGUGGUAAACAUGCAACGUUCGCCCAAUGUUGGUCCAACGUUGGUCCAACAUUGGGCCAACGGUUCCAAUCACAUGCCGAUGUUGGUGAAACGUUGCAUCUUUACUGAUUUCCUGUUGAUGAUUAAAUAUUAAUCAUUAUGCUUUGAGUAAUAGAGUACUCGUUUUAAGAUGCAAUCAAGCAGGCAUGCUGAUGACACAGAUCAUCUGGACCAUGAUAAAAUGAAAAUAAUUAUCAUAAAUACAUCACGACAUCCUGAAGUGAGCAGGCUUUGUGUCAUUUAACAGAGACACCAGCCACAGAAACUCGUGCAGAUGCCGGUGUAAAGCCAGGCCAUGACAUUGAGAUGAAUACCGCCCACCCUCUGGAAGCAGAUGUCACUUCCAGCAAGGGAAAGGAGGAAAACCCUCUCCCAAAGAAAAGCGAAACUUGUUCAUUUGCUGAAGUGCCUUCCGGUCGAGAAGAAGAAGAGCGUGAGUUCGCAUUGGAACAAGACGCCAUGCGUGGAUUUAAGACGUCUUCCUUCGCAGGCAUUAAAGUAGACACCCGUGACGGCGGUGACCUCGAAGGAGCGGCAGUCUCCAGUGAAACCGCUUCCUCUAAAGCAGAGGGCGCUGUAACAAGGGACGGCGUUAUCAUUCGCGAGCCCGACGUCGCUAAAGAAAUUACGAUUCCUGAUCGCAAAGGCAGAAGCGCAGAAAAUGCAGAGGACUUCAAAUUGCUGCCAACCAUGGAACGAGUCGAAACCACUGAGAUCCUGAACCCCACUGAGAUCCUGAACCCCACUGAGAUCCUGAACUCCACUGAGAUGAUGAACCCCACUGAGAUCCUGAACCCAACGAAAGAUCAGAGCUCGGUGGAUGAAGGCCAGGGUCCUGCAUCGUCUGGAUUCACGUGCGAUGAUGACACGGCCACGCAUGACCCAGAACUGUCCACAAACACUUGCGUCGACUCCAACGUGUCGUUUGCUGAGCAUCAGGUGCAUUCUGUUCAUAUGGAAUCGAACAAAGUCUUUCAAGAUAAAGUAUGUCUGAAUACUAAGGUUGAGAAUCGUGACGAAUUACAUCGAUUCCUGGAACAACCGGACGCAGAAAUAAACAACAAAAAGGCACCUCCUAACAUCAUUGUGAGUAACUUAACAGAAGUUCCAAACGAGGAGGAAGAGGAGAAUGCUGCUUGUGUUGUUGAAUCUUCAGUGCACUCUGAUGGAUUCUGUGAAGAGCAGUUUGAGGGACCUGACUCUGAGAGCGAAUGCCACGGGAAGGCUCCAGCUGCGGACAAAAUCCCCGACGAUUGCGAAGUGUCGCACGACACCUCAGAGGACGCCCAUCACGCAGCGGACGGACCGGCGGCACUCUUGCCCCAACGUCACACCUCACCUCCGUGCUCCGCAGCUGGCGAUGGAACCAAGCGUGACGGCGAGUACCUGUCAUUCCACCAGGAGUACAGUCGGCAGUCUUCUCAGGAUAUACCAGAAAUACUUGAACUGAGUCGUGAGGAGUACGUCCCACAGUCACCUCCAUCCUCUUGCCCCCCAGAUAGCGACGCCAAGGAAGAACACAGGUUCGUACCCGAAGUUACGAGUGCCGGCGAUGAGAAGCUUUCAGAAAACAGCACUUACCCUGACCACUUUAUCACCGAGUAUCCCACAGGAGCUUCUCCCGAAUGCUCGUUCAGCAGCAACUACUCGGCCACCUGCCCUGCACUGUCACCUCCAAAAAACAUUGGCCCUGAAGUGUCUACAGUUGAUUCGUUUUUGGCCCCCAUUGAUGUGCCCGAGCCUGAACAUGAAGCGGACAAGUAUGAAGAUCUACCAAAGCAAGAAUCCAGUAAUGAAACUGCAGAGGGAACUGAAGACAGUGUUCAUUUAAAAAUCGAGGGCAAGGAGAGUCCUGCGGAAGGGGCGCACGUGACGCCGCCCGAUGACCUUGCCCCAGCACCCCGCGAGCACGCAGAAUGCUUGGGGGGAUCGGCCUUGUCCUCCAGCGGGCGCAAAGCCGAAGGCGAGAUGGACCCGGAGACGAAAGAGCAAGCGGUGGCCGCAGUGGUAGCGGCGAUUCCUUCGGAAGCAGGCGGUCCUCAGGGGGGGCCGCCUGCCGUGGAACACGUCAGCAGGCAUGAGCAUGCGAGCGCGGCGGCCAGUUCAGGGGCGCUCAGUCAAGUGGAAUGCGCCGCGGCGGUGCCCAAGACGACUUGGCACAAAAGGCCCCUUGAAGUGCCCAUCGCCAGUUUAAGCGAUGGCACUGACAGUUCACGUAAUCUCCGGGGGGGCAGGGUCUGCAUCUCACAAAGCGAGGGCAGAGACGAUGAGCUUGAUAGGCCCUCGGAAACGACGGCCGGGGUCCUGCCGGGUGAACGUAAUGAGGGCAGACGUGGUUUGACCGAGACUGUGACAGAAUCUGGCGAAGGUAGUAGUAGUGACCUGGACGAGGGAGAAUUCAAGUGUGAGCGGGAAUCGAUGCCUGCGUGCGUUGCUGACAUCACAAACGACACAUCUGAAUUGGAAGACUUUGAAAAAAACGAAAAUGCGAUCAUACAGGACGGAGGCAAUGAGGAGGCUGCUUCGACCAAUAUCAUCGACACGUCGGUCACUUCUGAAGCGCGUGGAGGAGAUGCGGGACAUCUCGUCUCCUCCUCCAGCAGCAGUGAUGACGACGACAUUGAAUCAGAACGCAAAGCCACUGCUGCCGAGUCACUUCAGCGGGAGCGUGCAGUUGCCGACGACCGGCCAGGAGAAGCGGUUGGCGCAGAGGUGAAAAGUGAAUUUCCACAGGACCCACCUAUGCAAGACCAACAGGUCCCCAUGGCAACAGAAGUGGUGGAGUCCGUGAUCAUGAUCGAGGAGGACAUCCUCACCGUCAUCCAGACGACCACGGUGGAGACGGAGGAGCUCACGGCAGACGAGGCAGACUUCAGCCUGUCCGAGGCACUCGACGAGCCGUCCGAGCGGGAUGUGGCAGAGCUGCGAGCCGACAACGCGACGGAGGUGGACGUGGACACGGAGGACCUCAGCGUGGCCACCGACGUCAUAUUCUCAGAUCUAUCACUAACUGAAAAGACUGCACGCUGUGACGACCGAGGUGGAAAUGCCAGAGAUGCUGCAACAGAGGCUGCGCGAGGGGAUUCCCGUUCGAUGCCCGCUCGCGAAUUCGCAGCGUGGCAACACGAUCAGAGGAAGCCGGUCAAAGCCCUCGAUAGAAGAAACAAUCCAUCGAAAAUCCCGAGCUCGCGUAAAAAUCAAGACUCCAGGCCUGACCCACAGGACAAGAAUAAGAAGAAAGCAUCAGGUAGGAGCGCAGAGCCCACGAAACGAGCCGUCGUUCGUCUUAGAGCGCCCGCCCGGAGGAACGGCGCGGGCGAUGCCGAAGUGUCGCACGGUAGACGGAGAUCGAAAGUUACGAGAACGGAAAACUGGCAUUCGUCCGGAACAAGCAGUCCCACAAAACACCGCAAGGCAGGGGUCCUGGAAGAAUCAUCCCAAAGUCACCCAGGGCACCCACCCAGCAUGUCCCCGUCAGCCUACAGAGCCAGCGCCAGGUCCUUCUCGGUCACCCCCAAGAGGCCGACGAGUAUUAGAAUUGAUGGGAAAAUGAGUGAACCCCGCAAGGUUGCGGUGAGCCUCUACCGCUCCUCUUCCGCGGCAGGCGCGCUCGCGAUCCGCAGCAAGCCCACGACUCCCAGCGCGUGCGACGAAAAACUGGGGACGGCCACGGCGCCGAACACCCCGGGCACGCCGAGGGCCGUCCCCCCGAUGGCCCCGGGCACCCCGCGGGCGCUGCCGCCGCGCUCGCGCACCCCGACCGGCCUCCGCUCGCAGCAGUCGAGCCUGUCGCUGCCGCUGGAGAGGCGCGCGAUCGCCGUCGUGCGCACGCCGCCCAAGUCUCCGUGCCUCUCGCGCGGUCAGAGCCGGCCCCUCUCCGCGCCACUGCCUGACCUCAAAAACAUCAAGUCCAAGGUCCACUCGACUGAAAAUCUCAAGCACCAACCUGGGGGCGGCAAGGUGCACAUCAUCUCAAAGAAGUUGGAUCUCAGCCACGUUACCUCCAAAUGUCGGUCGAUGGACAAUAUCGGUUAUAAACCCGGUGGAGGGCACGUGAAGAUCGAAACAGCCAAGCUGGAGUUCGAGAACAUCAAGUCCAAGAUCGGCUCUCUGGCCAACUUGGACCACACACCCAGUGGUGGCAACGUGAAGAUCGAGAGCCGCAAGCUGACGUUCCGCGAGAACGCCAAGGCCCGCACGGACCACGGGGCCGAGAUCGUGCUCGUGUCGCCCGAACUCUCCCUGGAGGGCUCGCCGCAGAGCCGCCCCUCCGCGCCGCUCUCUCCGGCGAGCGCCCGCGGCACGGCACACGUCCCCCCGCGCCUGCACUCGCUCGCUCACGACGUGGCGGCCGCCCUCGCCAAGCAGGGCCUCUAGCGGCGGCCCGCUCCGCGCACUCCGCCGUGGCCAACACGCGCCUCUCCCUUGCCGCGUCGUUAUACCUGCCUGGCCUGGCUUAUGACGGGAACACUACGUCGACUUUCGUGUUAACGAUGCAAAGUUCCGUCGGUUGAAACUCGGCUCAGAUGCGAGGGAACCAACGGCGGUUGUCCUAUGGAUAGACUCGCUAGAAAUGUGGAAUCUCCGCUACUGGCUCAGGGCUACGGACAGGAGAUGAGCACCAUCUAUUUUCCGUCACGCUUUUAAAGAGCCGGUUGAUAUAAGUUUCGCCAUCGCGCACACCGGACGUGCUUGGAAAAGCGCCGUACCACCGCGCCAUUUCAGUUUACCAGCGAACGAUAGAAAAACCACCCUUCACCAAAACUCCGAUUUAGAGAACAAUGCAAACUAAACCCUUAGUUGAGGGCAGCCGAGUCGAGCCAAGUUAUUGCAAGGGUGAUGCAUUAUUCCCGCUUGCGUGUUACACGGUCACAAGCACCGCGUUCGUUCUUCGUGAUAGAUCACGAGCCACGCCCGCGAGCUGCUCGUCGUUAGCGCGCAGAGAGGGGCAUUUUAUUUCGGAACAGUGGGUUGCAUUUUUUCCGGGUUUUUUUUCAUUGCAGAUGCACGUACAGUGGUCCCUUGGUUUAUGAUGCCAUCGAUUAACGAUAUUUCGAUUAACGCUCUGCCUCCCAUAGGGGUCCCCCCAUUGUUUCUCUUAGCGAUACAUUUCCCAUCAGCGGUAUGUGUGUACGAUAUCACGCAGCCACCAAUUUCAGCCAAUCGGAGCGCUCCCUGAGUGGACUCGGCAGACCUCAGCCAAUCAGCGACCCACCCUUUGAUGAGCGUUUUGAGAGCCUAAGGUAAGAAUUCUUAUUUUAUGCAGUUUUUUUUCGUUAUUUAUGCAUGUUUCGAAUAACAUUCAUGCUUGAAUAUGUUCUUCUGUUUAUUUAUAAAAAUUGCGUUUUGAAAUAUUAUAAAUUAUGUUUUUAGGGUGAAAAUUAUUAACUUCUGAUCGUCUUGGAACAAAUUAAGCCCCUUUAACAUGUAUUUCUUAUAUUCGAUUAACGAUUAUUUCAAUGAACGAGGGUUUUCGUGGAACCAAUUAAUAUCGUUAACCGAGGGACCAUUGUAAUGUGAUAUUACGUGACAUUUCUAUGCUACUAGUCUUCGGUGCUCAUUGCAAGAGCUAUUGAUUGCAGCAUGUAACAAUGUACUGCAGCAUAGAUGCAAACUAUGUGUGUAUCAUACCGUAUUCCAGCAUUAAUAGAUUUACGAUUCAUAAUAGAAGCCAGAAUCAGUCAGAAGCUGGAAUCGCUUUGCUGGCUUCUGUCCUGAGGAUGCUUGGCGCGUCGUCUAGUGACACGUCGUGUUUUAAUUCUGAAUUCGAUUGUGAGAUAUCUUUCUUCAACUCGCCCACGGUGAGCUGACACAAUACUUUGUUGCGUUGUACACGUCACAAUUUCGUUUGAUUUGCAAUGCCAGGUGGUAAGGCAGUGAUGGGCAACCUGCAGCAUGCGGGUCGCAUGCAGGGGGGGGGGGGGGUGUCACGAUAGUGAGAUGUUAACUACCUCGCCUGGUAUACAGGAGGUUCGUGGGUUCGAUCCUGACCCUGGCGCCUGCUGUGUAUUUGUAGCUUGCGUGUCUCUCUCCCCAUGGUCGCAUGGAUUUGUCUCCGGGUCCUCCGGUGUUUCCCUCCACGUGUAAGAGUAUUUGGCUGCUAUAGAUUACCACGUGAUGAGCCACUUUGUUGAGAGGUCAUUUGUGGCAGCCAGGUCGCUUCUCAAAAAGAGCGAAUAGCUCAGUGGGCCUUGCCUGGUAAAAUAAAAUAAAAAAUAUAUAUAGUAGUAUAGCCCGUGCAGCCCCUCAUGGUGGCCUCGUCUAAGUGUGUCUAGGCUGAUGCGGGGGGGAGGGGGGGUCAUGAUUCGUGCAGAAGCACGAUUAGCAAGCAUGCGGCCCGCUAAGGUGAAGGAGGGCUGCUCAUGUGGCCCACCAACUGGUCUGGGUUGCCCAUCACUGAGGUAGAGGGUUUCACGACAUACAUUCGGCAACAUCAUUACUUGACCGACCCAGAAAAAAAAACAAUCGUGCAUCGCAACAUUGACUGUGAAAACCUAUGCGUUAACUUAAUCUUUUUUUUUUAAACAGUACAUGUAGAGUGGCUGAAAGUGAUAUUGCUUAUAGUAACAACUUUGGAGGGCACUUAAUCUUUGAGUCGCAACACCGUAACAGCAAUGAAUUCACCGUCUGAGGGUGCAGAGCUGCUCGGGUGCAGUGUGGUGCGUGUGUGUGGGCAUCAGGUGAUUGAGCGGCGCCUCUGUGCCAGAUCGUGCGACUGUCCACGAUGAGUACCCACUGGUGUCAAUGUUCAGCUCCUGCAGCACCGCAAGGGUAUCUUGCCUCACCCCCCACCCCCCACCCCCCUUGCUUACCGACCUCUCGUAACGUCGGGAUGACACCUCGGGAGGAAUCCCAGUGCCGCUUCUCGGCCCGAGGGUCGACUGCCGCCCGCUGAGCCGCGGUUAACUUCGGCGACCCUCUCUCCUUCAUCAACGAGACUCAUCCUCGCCUCGUGGAGUUCUACACCUGGUGAAAAGAAUUCAACUUGAAAUGUGCCGCCAGCACAUCUUAGGAAGUAUUUCUGCAGAGAGUCUCUACAUCGUACCAAGUCCCAUGACGCCAGCUCCUAAACUUUCCUGGAAUGUCAUAAACCAGAAGUUUCCGUGUUCCUUCUCUUCAAAGAGAAUCAUAGGCUCAAGAGUUAACCAGCCUCACGUAUAUAAAGCUCCUUCUUUAUUCACAACUCCGUAUUAUUUGCUGACAGUAAACAAACACAAAUCCUUGGAAUGCGUACACCGCAACCGUAUUGUUCGAGAGUUGUCACUGCCCACUCUUGCUUUUUUUACGAGUCCCACGGACCAGAGAAGAAGUUGGUACGACUUGAGGGUAGCAACCCUCUCGUCGAGUGUUCUUCAUUGCAAGGCCUGCGGGCCACUGGUGGCCUUUAGUGCGGCCCCUGACAGUGCAACAAAUUGUGAAAACACCCCCAUCAUCAUCAUGAUGCUGUCAAACCCCCAAUGGUUUCAAAUGUGUGGCGGCCCUCACACUGACGAUGUCUUUUCGGCAGCCAAAGCGACACCACUCUGAAAAUUUAGUGAAGAACACUGCUCUCUAGUAUGUACCAAUUUAUAUGGCUAAUGAGACUGAAAUACUUGUUAUCCCCACUCAUUUCAAGUGGUUAUCUCACAAUUCACCUUUAUAUUAGCCGCAUUAAAGACAUUGGCACCACGAGAGUUAUGCAACCCCAGGUGGCACCGACAAGUGAGAUAGUUGGUUCGGGGCCCAUGGACUCUGGACGGGGCCGAGGGAGGCCAUGGUCGUCCUGACUCCCAGUAGGGCGUGUGGAUAGCGCUGCCCCACACAGGGCCCCAUCACGUGUGUACUUUGAACGUCAUUCGCUCCACCGCAUGUAGCCAACCGUGCUAAUCGGAGAUGCGGGGUGACGGACAACGGACUUCACACAAAAAGCAGUUCAAAAGAAAUUAGUUUAUGUAUGAUUAGAGCCACAGCUGAUCCUCUCCACGGGGCAGGCCACCUGCCAAACCCCACCGCCCGUCGGUGAUAUGCUUCUGCUGCUGCUGCUGCCGCUGCUGCUGCUGCUGUCACUGUUGUUGUUGCUGCUGCUGCUGCUGUUGCCUCGUAAUCCCGCUGACUAUGGAGUUGAUGAUAUAUUGCGCCCGGCACGCAAACGGCCUCGCUUUGUAGGGCACAGACUCGGCAAUCGGCGAUGUCAAAGGGCCCCUUGAACCGGGCGGACGAAGGCAUGUGUCCGCUGAGGCGCGUCUUAUCUGUCCGAUGGCAGCGAGGGAUGCGACAGUCUCCAGGAGCGCCGCAGCGAGGGUGGCCACCCUUUCCGCAGACGAACCAUGGGACGUGUUUCUCAUUCAGCCCGGGGCCAUUAUGAAAACUGUGAUCAAGUUUCAGCUCGAUACCGGCGCCAGAUCUCGGUACGGAUCGAGUCCUGCCACUCAGAACAGCAGAUGCCAGUUGCCCGGAUUGCCCUGGUCAAACUCGGACAGGUGGCAACCAUAAACACACCACUGGCCACACACCACUGGCCACACAUGACCGGGCCCGUUUUGUUGCAGUUAUGUCGUGUUGUGAGUUGAUGUCUGAGCUUAUCUGAGGUCUCGUAGGUCCCAACCCCCUCGUCAAAUAGACAGUAGAGCGUGCACCGUCAAACACCAAACUAUUACUCGAUUGUUCAUCCCCUUGCAUCGGUGUCAUUGCGCUCCCUCGUAAAUAUCUCACUUUGCAACGAGACAACAGCCGUUUCGGUCGCAUAUCGGCCUCCUUCAUCUCGGUGUGGCAAAAUAUUCUCCUGGUAUUUAUAUAUCCGCUGUAGUCGGUGGUGCGCGCGUGUGUGAAGUCCGCUCAGUGUUUCAGUGGUUGCAAAGUGCUGCGGCUGCGUUGGUGACCCAUGUCACGUGACUGGAUUAACAAGGCAAUGCGUUAUUAGUUUUGUGGUCUUUAAAAAAAAAUCACCCGCGAGUCUUGAGUGAGCUUCAAGUCACUGCUGCAUGCUUCAAAUGAAUCCAGCAAACCGUUACGCUGCUUACGUGUGGGUGAUAACCGGGCCCACACCUGCACACACCCGCGUUGUAAAUAAACUCAAAUACACAC